This is a messenger RNA of Carassius carassius (crucian carp), 2910 nucleotides long. RefSeq names its product E3 ubiquitin-protein ligase MARCHF9-like. The transcript has 4 exons. Gene Ontology annotation, biological process: protein ubiquitination. NCBI's taxonomy places the organism in Eukaryota, Metazoa, Chordata, Actinopteri, Cypriniformes, Cyprinidae. Gene Ontology annotation, molecular function: ubiquitin-protein transferase activity; zinc ion binding. The coding region runs from base 1226 to 2254 and encodes 342 amino acids. The record is from RefSeq and is a predicted model, not a curated record.
CCCGCCGCGUCCCAUUGACACGCAGGGGAAACGUCACGACAAAAGAGAUCAGCACCUUGGACAGCGGCGCCCGUCACAAUUCAGCGUAUACUUGGAAUCUCCCACAGGAGAAUGGAGCAGGAGCGCGCACGGCAGCGAGACGUUUGUAAAUGAAUCAUUUUGAUUGGGCGAGAGCGCGCCUUGGAAACAAGGGCCGUGUGUUGAUGCGCACGGCAGAACGUCCAUUUCGAGGAUGAAUCAGAGGGGAGCAGCAUCAGCAUCCCCAUCACAUUACGAUCAACAGCAUCAUCUGCUCCGACUGACCAUCACACCCUGCGAAGAAGGAAAAUAGGCGAACCUGAGCACGGUGCCUUUUAUUUUUUCCCUUCUGGAAGGUCCAUCUUUGAACGUGGCGAGGAACCAUAUCGGGCCGGGAGGGGGAUGGUGAUGAACUUCAAAUGGAGACAAUAUCCUGGCAUUUUCCCCCAGCUCUUCAGCCAAUACUGCCAUCGUUAUUGUUGUUUUUAAAACACCAACCUAAUGGAUUGUUCUAAACCCUGCGUUUGGGAUGGGAGGUGGCGCUGGAAUAUGUCGCUGGGAAGAUGCACAAGGAAAUGAUGUGAAAGCUUCGUCAUAAUGCCUCUGAUGAACAAUAAACAAAACUAUAGGAUUGCAUCCGAAUCCAGCUUCCAACUCUUUUGGAUUAUGUUUUUAUGCUGAAGGAUCCCCUGACGAUGACUGUGUGUGGCAACGAUGCUGUGAAAUGCCAUUUUGCAUCUUCCUUGUCUCUCAUCCACGCGUCCAGGCUUUGGAUUGCUGGGAGUUUAUAAAAAUUAAAUCUCUUUAGACCUGGAAAAAUGCAUUGCCGGCUAUUUAUCGCAAUACCUUAGGCUUAUUAUUGUCAUCCUCGCGUCCUAUAAUGAUUGUAUCAGAGAAACAACAUCGGCCCUAACAGGCACAUACAUGCCAUCAGACGGAAAAUAACAAGCCUGGAGAUUUUCUGACCAAUUACCUUUGGUUUGGACAAUUUCCUCUGAGACUUUAGGGUAGCAACUGCGUUUCAGCCUAAUAAAAUAUUAAUAAUAGGCCUAACGGGUCAAAAACAACAAUAAUAAAAAAUAAUACUAAUAAAAAGAACAAUAAUAAUGUAUACAAAUAAUAACGUUAUAUAAAAAUAACCACAACAAUAAUAAUUAUCAAGUAUAAUUAUAAUCAUCAGCCAUACGACAUACACAUGUAGUCAAACAUGUUCAAGAACCGGAUCCGCAUGUUUUUUAACGAACUGAAGGUGCUGGUUUUUAUGCGAUCCGGUUCUAGACGCUCCGAGAGUGACGCAGAGCCGAGCAGACGACCCAGCAGCAGCAUGAGGGGGCUCGGGAUGGGCGGCUGCGGAUGGCCGCCCUUCGUUGACUGCUCCAGCCGCGACGACGAGGAAGAAUACUACGGGAGCGACCCCAGGCCCAGGAGUCUGGCGUUUGAGGAGAAAGACCCCAAACUGCAGGCGGGCCUGGACGCGGUCAGCCUCACCAGCAGCACGGGCAGCGGCAUGAGAACACCUCAGUGUCGAAUCUGCUUCCAAGGGCCAGAGCAGGGGGAGCUGUUGAGCCCAUGCCGCUGUAACGGCUCCGUGCGCUGCACCCAUCAGCCCUGUCUGAUUCGCUGGAUCAGCGAGAGAGGCUCCUGGAGCUGUGAGCUCUGCUACUUCAAGUACCAAGUCCUGGCCAUCAGCACCAAGAACCCGCUGCAGUGGCAGGCGAUUUCUCUGACGGUGAUUGAGAAGGUGCAGAUCGCUGCCAUUAUCCUGGGCUCACUCUUCCUCAUCGCCAGUAUCUCGUGGCUGGUGUGGUCUUCUCUCAGCCCGUCUGCCAAGUGGCAGCGCCAGGACCUGCUCUUCCAGAUCUGCUACGGCAUGUACGGCUUCAUGGACAUUGUGUGCAUAGGCCUUAUAAUCCACGAGGGCUCAUCCGUGUAUAGAAUCUUCAAGCGAUGGCAGGCUGUAAACCAGCAGUGGAAAGUGUUGAACUAUGAGAAGUCAAAGGACUUAGGAGACCCGCUGAGCUCCAGCAGUAAGUCAGGCAGCCGCGGCUCGCGCAGCACCCCACACGGCCUGGCCAGCGGCAGCAGGGGGGGCCAGCGAGUGCGCAGGUUAAGGACUAUCCUCAACCACCACUGCGGCUACACCAUCCUCCACAUCCUCAGCCAGCUGCGGCCCACCGACACGCGGCUCGGAACCGCCACCAACCGCGAGGUGGUGAUGCGGGUCACGACCGUAUGAGGUCGGCCCGCAGAGAGAAGCGAAGCCGCGUUUUCUGCCUUUUCCUGCAAAAGACAGCAUUACGAUGCCAGGAUGAUCACGAUUUUCCUUGCGUAACAACUUUUUCAACGGACGCACACGAACAAUGCAUAGGACAUUGGCGCCAGGCGUUCCUGGAGUUUCUAUUGACGAGACUCUCUCAUGAUCUAGCACACUAUUGCAUUUUUAAGUUCGAUUUCCUCGCUGGUGUUGUUUUUUUAUCGAUACGUUUUUUAAAACGUUUUGAUUUUCUAAGGGAGAAUGGUACAUGAAGUGACACCGACUUGUGAUGUAUAUGGUGACUCAUAUGGACCUAUUGUUGUAAAUGAUGUUUACGGAUGCUUUUGAAAGCCAACCAUAACCAAACGAUCACGACACAAUAACCAGGGAAACAAGAUACGAAUUGUUACAUACUAAAAUAUAUCACAGGGGAGGGUGCAAUAAGACAUAAUAAGAUUAUACAGAGAAUAAAAAGACGUAAACAUUUAAAAAGAAUUUGAUCUUCUCUGCAAUAAAGAUACCUGUACAUUUAACAGUGACCUUUGCAUGAGGGUAGAGUUUUAUGCCUCUUCGACACGUGGACAUGAUGAAUUUGUUUUAUUCAGAAUGGUGCUCGUUUGAAUAAACACUACUAUUCA